AUCUCCGCAACAUUAAGUAUGUAGACCAGAAAAAAGUUUUAAAUCUGUUCCAACGGUACCACUAACUAAUUUCAUUGUGCUGCAUCCAUGGAAUGAGAAGAAAGAAAGCAGAAGAAGACAUAGGACUGGUCUGUCCAAUUAUUUAAACCAUACCAAUAUUAUUAUAUAUACAGAUAAUGAAGCAACCACCACCAAAACAAUAAGAAUAAUAAUGUUCAACAUCAUCAAUAAUAAGAAUAAUAAUAAUGUUUAACAUCAACAAUAAAACUAUAGGAAAAAAUCAUAUUAACAAUGCACUUGUACUAAUUCAAUCUCUAACUCGUCUUCCAUCUUUUUCCUAGCUACCUCCUGCAGUUUCCAGGCCUAAAGUCAAACCCCAUUUUUUAACAAUUUGAGAACUUUUGGAAAGUGCCCUCAAAUUCUUCCGCAAGGGUAUAACAGGUUCACUAUAUAAGAGAAUUGAUCAAGGAGGUUCAUUUUUCCUUUCUUCGAAGAAUCUGAUAACAUAUAAGAAAACUAAAGGGUGUUGUUUCCAAAGAAGAGAGUGAAAUAGAAUUCAGAAGAAUUUUUAUGGUACUAGAGGGAAGAUGAAUACCCUUUGGGGUAACCUCUCUUUCAGAUCAUGAUGGAGCUACAAGUUAUUUGGUUAAUAAGAUUGGUUGUGGCAUGUGUUCUUUGUCUGUGUAUAUUUAUCAGAUCAGCUUCUUCUGCAACUGAAGGAUUUAAGAGCAUAGCAUGCUGUGCUGAUUCAGAUUACACAGAUCCAUUGACAACCUUAAAUUAUACAACAGAUUUUCAUUGGUACUCUGAUAAAAGAGGUUGCAGACAAAUACCUGAUAUUGUGUUGAGCCACAGAAGCAAUGAAAACGUUCGACUGUUCGAUAUAGAUGAAGGAAAGAGAUGUUACAAAUUGUCAACAAUUAAGGAUCAAGUAUAUCUGAUAAGGGGAAUCUUUCCAUUUGAUAGUUCAAAUUCUUCGUUUUAUGUUUCAAUUGGGGUAACAGAACUAGGCGAAGUAAGAUCGUCUAGGCUUCAAGACUUUGAAAUUGAGGGAGUUUUCAAAGCUACCAAAGACUACAUAGAUUUUUGCGUAUUGAAGGAGGAGGUCAAUCCCUUUAUUUCUCAGCUUGAAUUAAGGCCAUUACCUGAAGAAUACCUACAUGAUUUCGGUACCAGUGUUUUAAAACUGAUAAGCAGAAAUAAUCUUUGCGGCACAAAAGAUGAAAUCAGGUUCCCAGUUGACCAAAACGAUAGAAUCUGGAAAGCAACAUCAACUCCAUCAUCUUCCCUUCCACUGUCUUCCAAUAUCAGCAAUGUCGACCUCAAAGGCAGUGUGACACCUCCUUUAGAAGUCCUACAAACAGCUGUUACUCACCCUGAGCAAUUGGUGUUCAUCCAUGAUGACCUUGAGACCGAUGAUUAUGAAUACUCUGUGUUUCUCUUCUUCCAUGAGUUAAAUAGCACUCUCAAAGCAGGAGAAAGGGUGUUUGACAUCUAUCUAAACAGUGAGAUUAAAAAGGCGGGUUUUGAUGUACUGGAAGGAGGAUCCAAGUACAAUUACACUGUCUUGAACAUUUCAGCAAAUGGAUCACUCAAUAUAACCAUAGUCAAAGCAUCUGGAUCUAAGUUUGGACCCCUUUUGAAUGCCUAUGAGAUCCUGCAGGCGCGACCAUGGAUCGACGAGACCAACCAAACAGAUUUGGUAAUUAUUCAGAAGAUGAGAGAAGAAUUGCUGCUGCAAAACAAAGACAAUGAAGCAUUGGGGAGUUGGAGUGGAGACCCUUGUAAGCUUUUCCCAUGGAAGGGAAUAGAAUGUGACGGUUCAAAUGAUUCAUCUGUUAUCACUAAGCUGGAUCUUUCCUCCAAUAAUCUCAAAGGAACAAUUCCCUCCAGUGUCACUAAGAUGAACAAUUUACAAAUACUGAACCUGAGCCACAACCAUUUUGAUGGUUAUAUCCCGUCGUUUCCGCCGUCCUCCUUGCUGAUAUCAGUAGAUCUGAGCUACAAUGACCUUAUGGGACAGCUUCCAGAAUCCAUUAUCUCACUGCCACAUUUAAAAUCAUUAUAUUUUGGCUGCAAUCAACACAUGAGCGAUGAGGAUCAAACCAAAUUGAACAUUUCACUAAUCAAUACAGAUUAUGGGAGAUGCAAAGCAAAAAAACCGAAAUUUGGACAAGUUUUCGUGAUUGGAGCUAUUACAAGUGGAUCAGUUUUGAUUACUUUGGCUGCUGUUGGAAUUCUCUUUGUUUGCCAUUAUAGACACAAGUCAAUUCCUUUGGAAGGAUUUGGUGGAAAGAACUACCCAAUCAAUAUAAUUUUCUCAUUGCCAAGCAAAGACGAUUUCUUCAUAAAGUCUGUAUCAGUUAAACCAUUCACUUUGGAGUAUAUAGAGCUGGCUACAGAAAACUACAAAACUUUGAUAGGUGAAGGAGGAUUUGGCUCUGUUUACCGAGGCACUUUAGACGAUGGUCAAGAAGUGGCAGUGAAAGUCCGGUCGGCAACAUCAACUCAGGGAACCCGAGAAUUCGAUAACGAGCUAAACCUACUUUCAGCUAUACAACAUGAGAACUUGGUGCCUCUUCUUGGUUACUGUAAUGAGUAUGAUCAACAAAUUCUCGUGUAUCCUUUCAUGUCCAAUGGCUCUUUGCUAGAUAGACUAUAUGGGGAACCAGCAAAAAGAAAAAUAUUAGACUGGCCAACUAGACUCUCUAUUGCUCUAGGUGCAGCUCGAGGUUUGGCAUAUCUUCACACAUUUCCUGGACGCUCUGUAAUACACAGGGACGUAAAAUCAAGCAAUAUACUGCUUGAUCAUAGCAUGUGUGCUAAGGUUGCAGAUUUUGGUUUUUCAAAAUAUGCUCCUCAGGAAGGAGACAGUUAUGUUUCCCUUGAAGUAAGAGGAACAGCAGGAUAUCUGGAUCCUGAGUACUACAAAACCCAGCAAUUAUCUGAAAAGAGUGAUGUUUACAGCUUUGGCGUGGUUCUACUUGAAAUUGUAAGUGGACGGGAACCUCUCAACAUAAAGAGACCACGGAUUGAGUGGAGCUUGGUGGAAUGGGCUAAACCAUACAUAAGAGCAUCAAAGGUGGAUGAAAUUGUAGAUCCUGGCAUCAAGGGAGGAUAUCAUGCAGAGGCACUGUGGAGAGUGGUGGAAGUAGCACUGCAAUGUCUUGAACCCUACUCAACAUAUAGGCCAUGCAUGGUUGACAUUGUCCGCGAGUUGGAGGAUGCUCUCAUUAUCGAAAACAAUGCAUCUGAAUACAUGAAGUCCAUUGACAGCCUCGGAGGAUCCAACCGCUACUCAAUUGUCAUGGACAAAAGGGCACUGCCCUCAACUACAUCUACAGCAGAAUCAACCAUCACAACCCAAACCUUAUCACACCCUCAACCGAGAUAGUAAAAGCGUCAAUGGAAUUCUUUGGAUUCUUUUUUGAUAUUUGCUUUAGUAAUAUCACAUUCUAAAUGGUAAAAGAGAAAAAUACUACUUCUGAUUGUACUUUCAUCCACUCUAUGCUUCAUGAAACUGAAUCUCUAUUUCUCAGCCCCAGUUUUUAUAGGUGAAAAGAAUAAUUUGGGUUGAAUGCAUGUGAAAGAAACCAUAUGGUGCCUAAUUUAAGAGCCAUAUCCUAUUAUUUGCUAAGUCCAAACAUGACAAGUAAAAACUUCACAAACAAGUUGGAUAUUGAUUUAAACCAAGACAGUUCCACAAUGCAUUCAACAGAGCCAUUCACACUUUGGAUGGACUAGUGACAAAUUCAGUCAAGCAGGAAGAACACAUAUAUAUGGGAAAUACUUUUAGACCUAUCUUGUUUUUAGAAAUGAAAAUAUUCUGUUUUUAUUGUGUUUUUUUCACUACAAAAAAUUCAUCUAUUUUUAAUGUUUUAUGCAUGGUUCUAAAUUUCAA
Trifolium pratense (red clover) is the source of this 3901-nucleotide messenger RNA. Its product is annotated as nodulation receptor kinase. Lineage: Eukaryota; Viridiplantae; Streptophyta; Magnoliopsida; Fabales; Fabaceae. The record is from RefSeq and is a predicted model, not a curated record. Gene Ontology annotation, molecular function: ATP binding; protein kinase activity; protein binding. The coding region runs from base 623 to 3394 and encodes 923 amino acids. The transcript is spliced from 15 exons. Gene Ontology annotation, biological process: protein phosphorylation.